Messenger RNA from Gavialis gangeticus (Gharial), 357 nucleotides. Its product is annotated as CGG triplet repeat-binding protein 1-like. Lineage: Eukaryota; Metazoa; Chordata; Crocodylia; Gavialidae. The record is from RefSeq and is a predicted model, not a curated record. Gene Ontology annotation, biological process: regulation of transcription by RNA polymerase II. Gene Ontology annotation, molecular function: double-stranded DNA binding. The transcript has a single exon. Gene Ontology annotation, cellular component: nucleus. Bases 1 to 357 code for a protein of 118 amino acids.
AUGAAAGCUAAGAAAUCCUCCAAGGCGAUCAAAUAUGUUUCAGCACUUGACCGUGCAAGACAGUAUCCUGCAGGGACCUUGCAAGCAGAUGGAGGCAGAGUCUUCUGUGCUUCCUGCAGUGUAACUCUGGAUGCACUGAGGAAGACCAAUAUAGAUCGUUAUUUAGAGUCUGAGGCACACAUGAAGUGGAAGGCUGUUGCAGAAGCUGAAAGUCAGAGCAAGAAACAAGCAACCAUGUCCUCCCUGUUUAAAAGAACCACAGAAAGUAGCUUGCAAAGGCAUGAGGCAGCAUUUUCCCCUCGUGGAGGCUUCAUGGCAGCAGACAUCCCACGGGAGAAAGUUGAUCACCCAAGUUAA